Molecule: messenger RNA, 897 nt
Organism: Sardina pilchardus (European sardine)
Lineage: Eukaryota; Metazoa; Chordata; Actinopteri; Clupeiformes; Clupeidae
Product: polymeric immunoglobulin receptor-like
Exons: 5
Coding region: 1-897 (298 amino acids)
Cellular component (GO): plasma membrane
Molecular function (GO): transmembrane signaling receptor activity
Source: RefSeq, a predicted model, not a curated record
AUGUGGGACCACGGAAAGAUCGGACGUGUGACAGUUACCAUCAGUAGUGUGUCUGACAUUGACAGUGGAGAGUACUGGUGUACAGUUCCUUCUUCGAAUGGGAUGGUGGACAUCUUUGAAAAAGUGAAGUUUUGGGUGAUUAAUGCAAGCGGCUUUGAAGGGAACACCAUCAACAUUUCCUGCAAGUAUCCGAAUAUGAGUGGGGCACAUCGUAAAUAUUUCCUCAGAGGAAAAGAUCCAAAGAAGUGUUUGGAGCAGGAAUUUUUGAGUAAAUCCAGAUUCUCUUCGCGGGACAUUGCUGCUGACUUCACUGUGACCAUCUCUAACCUCACAGCAGAGGAUGCUGGGAUAUAUUGGUGUGUAGUGAUCAGUGACACCAGUGGACCAGAAUUCACUUCAGCUGUUCAGAUAACUGUUGAGAAAGAUCUUUCACACAUCACGGUGCCUGUCGCUGUGUCGUUGGCCGUGGUUGCACUGCUGAUAGUGAUGGUAAUCCUUAUCGUCUGCAGAAAAAGAAGAAGCAAGACAGGUGAUAGAGGGAUGAACAUAGACCAGGACACACCAAUGAUGACAAUGGUUCAAACCAAAGAAGAGGACAAAGAGGUGGCGCAAACCACUAACAAUUAUGAGGCAGUGAAGAACACAACAGGUGCGUCCACAGGUGAUGAGAACCCAGGUACCCCCCUCACCACUACUUCUGCCACUGCUUACCUGUCCACCAGCCCCACGGACACUGCCUACCUGUCCACCAGUCCCACGGACACGGUCACCUACUCCUCCGUCAGCUUCCAGAAGAGUGCCGCUGGACGCGGUGUCCCGGGAGGUGAGGACCUCACAGCCAUCGGCGACCACGCGUGUGAAUAUGCCCACGUCAAAUAUUCAGCCAUUCCGAAAUAG